UUACGUCAGCGGUGCAGUUACGUCAGUGGCGGAUGGCGGAGCAGCAUGAGAAGGACACUCAGUGGUCGCUCAUUAAAACACAUUGUGGGCUUUUUGGGUGAAAAUCCGUCGUCUCUUGUCCACCCGACUGCGUGCAAACGGACCCGCGUCUUUGCACAUUUCCUCGGCAGGAAGUCAACGUGUGACAGCGCAGGCAUGGACCUUAGCGACAUGCGGAAAAGAUACAAAGGAGACGAGGAGUGUUUCGAAGAGAGCCAGCUGGUGUCUCUCGACCCGAUCAAGCAGUUUGGGAGCUGGUUCGAAGAAGCCACCAAGUGUCCUGAGAUCGGGGAGGCCAACGCCAUGUGCAUCGCCACGGCGACCAAGGAUGGCCACCCGUCGGCCCGCAUGGUUCUGCUCAAAGGUUACAGCGGCGACGGCUUCCGCUUCUUCAGCAACUACGAGAGCCGUAAGGGCAAGGAGCUGGAGAGCAACCCUCACGCCUGCUUGGUCUUCUACUGGGAGCCUCUCAACCGACAGAUCCGCAUCGAGGGCGAGGUGGAGCGCAUCCCCUACCAGAGUUCCUGCGACUACUUCCACUCGCGGCCCAAGAGCAGCCAGGUCGGCGCCGUGGUGAGCCGACAGAGCACGCCGGUCCCCAACAGAGACUACCUGAGGGAGAAGAAUGCAGAACUGGAGGAGAAGUACAAGGACACACAAGUGCCGAUGCCUGACUACUGGGGGGGCUACAUGGUGAAGCCCCACCUGAUGGAGUUCUGGCAGGGUCAGACCAACAGACUCCACGACCGCAUCGUCUUCACCAGACUAGACGCCGAGGCCGAGCCGGGCGAAUACCAGCACCGUGGCGAGGGCGGCUGGGUUUACCAGAGAUUGUCCCCGUGAAGGACCGCCAUCGGCUGUGGUCAUGUGACACGCUUGAUCGGUAUCUAAAUGUUUCAAUUAGCCGUGCCAUAAUAAUAAUAAUUUUUGUAAUUGAAGUCUGAGUGCAGUUUGUGGCCAGAAGGUGUCAGUUGUGAUGCGGAUGAUGAUGAUGAUGAUGAGGGCUGCAAGUGUAUCAAGUGACAGUGUGUGCUUACCGUCGCCAUGGCAACAGAAGCAACGACAGACGCCUUGCUGAGUCAGCAAAAGCGUGGAACAAGGCCUAAAGAGAGAGGACGUCACAUUGUUUUUGAGUAAACAAAAUACAUAUUUUUCAUGUUUCAUAUGUACUACAUGGAAUUUUGGUGCUGCUGGAUUUGAUUUGGAAAAUAAAAAAAAGUCUGAAGACCA
Messenger RNA from Nerophis ophidion (straightnose pipefish), 1269 nucleotides. RefSeq names its product pyridoxamine 5'-phosphate oxidase (gene pnpo). The coding region runs from base 46 to 882 and encodes 278 amino acids. Gene Ontology annotation, biological process: pyridoxal 5'-phosphate biosynthetic process; pyridoxine biosynthetic process. The transcript is spliced from 7 exons. Gene Ontology annotation, molecular function: pyridoxamine phosphate oxidase activity; FMN binding. The record is from RefSeq and is a predicted model, not a curated record. NCBI's taxonomy places the organism in Eukaryota, Metazoa, Chordata, Actinopteri, Syngnathiformes, Syngnathidae.